GCGUAAUCAACACGGAAGCGGAUGUGCUUGAAUAAAUCCUGCACACUACCGAGCCGACAACGUGUAGCAUCUUGGCUACUUGUAUUUGUGCAGAAUCUGUGAAAACAGUUGUGAUCUUACUUGUGUGAGACACCGAGGCACGUUGAUUCUGUUGUCAUGGAGCUGCUGACAGAUGCACUGUUUUGGACCGGUGUUGUCACUGUGGCCUGGGUGUCGGUGUGCUCUCUGUGCUGUCUGAUUAACGGGAUUCGUGUGUGGAUUGUGGGGAAUGGAAAUUUGAUGAGGGCAUCCAAACUCGGGAAAUGGGCAGUUGUGACUGGGGCCACAGAUGGAAUUGGAAAAGCCUAUGCGGAGGAGCUUGCUCGACAAGGGUUUGCUAUAGUUCUCAUCAGCCGUACUCAAGAGAAACUGGAUGAAGUGUCCAAAGCUAUUGAGAGCAAAUAUAAUGUAGAGACCAAAACCAUUUCUGCUGACUUUGGGUCUGUGGACAUCUACACUAAGAUUGAGUCUGGACUGACUGGACUGGAAAUAGGAGUUUUAGUUAACAAUGUUGGAGUGUCUUAUUCCUACCCAGAGUUCUUCCUCAACAUUCCUAAUGUUGACAGCUUCAUCAACAAUAUGAUCAACAUCAACAUUACCUCAGUUUGUCAGAUGACUCGAUUGGUACUGCCCAGGAUGGUUGACAGGUCUAAAGGAGUGAUCUUGAAUGUUUCCUCGGCGAGUGGCAUGUACCCAGUUCCUCUCCUCACCCUCUAUUCUUCCUCGAAGGCCUUUGUGGACUUCUUCUCCCGUGGACUUGAUGCUGAAUACAAAAGCAAAGGGAUUAUUGUACAGAGCGUGUUGCCGUUUUUUGUGACCACCAAGCUGAGCAAAAUCAAGAGGCCGUCUCUCGACAUCCCCACUCCAGGACGCUACGUAAAAGCCCAGCUGAGUACCGUAGGAUUGCAGACUCAGUCUAACGGUUACCUCCCUCAUGCCAUCAUGGGUUGGGUGACUACUGCUCUGCUUCCUGCAAAGCUGCUCAACAAGUAUGUUAUGAGCAUGCAGUUGUCCCAGCGUGCACGCUAUUUGAAGAAACAGAAGCAAGGUUAGAGACAGAAAAAAGGACGGACAGAGGGAUGAAGGAAUGGUGUGAUUUAAAUGAGGGACCAGCAACAAAAAAACCUUUCCUCUCUCUUCCCUUUUGCUGUCUGGGGCCAAGAGCAGUCACACCAACCGCUCCUGAUAAGUCUGUUUUGGCACAAAUCAAGCAAUGUAUUUCCAGACAUUAGAGUGCUGUGUUGAGUCGUUGCUAACCAAAAAUGAUUUGCUUGAACAGCCUUUGCUGAUUAGCUCGAUUGGACAACCACAGAAUAGUUGAAGUGUCUGUCUGCGUUCGUUGUGUCCUAACAGUCACUAACAGCAUCGUUCAGUACAGUUUGUUUGGUUUUCUUCAAUGUUUAGAGAGUUAAUUAGAAGUUCUCUGGUAAUAGUCAUCUGAUGAACAUAAAUAAUGAAAAAAUAUGUUCUUAACCUGAAUGAAAUGUCUAUUUGAGCUGCGCUUAGCAACAACCUUGAUAACCAUAAUCAAAAGAUAUGACUUAAAUUAGGCAGGUUGCCUACAAACAAUUAGAAAAUUGCAUCUGGAACGUCUACAAAAUGGUGCAUUUAUUUGUGGUCCAUAUUUGCUUUUUUUUUUCUUAUUCUUCAUCUGCACUACAUUAACUAGUUGUGCCCAUCACAGAUGGCACUAUGCAUUCUAUCACCAGAGAAUCUAUUUUUGAAAGGAGAUUGUUGUGGAAAGUUUGUGUAUUGUUCACUUUGUAAUGCUUGUGCUGCUGGGGUUUUGAGGAAUUUGAGGAAGUACAUUUCAAAUCUGGCAACAGUUUAUUUGAAAGCUGAGGCUGUGGUUCCGUUAUUAUGUGGUUAAUGGUAAUAUUCAGUAUUUGCUCUAAAACAUAGAAUUCCUAAAUGAUUGGCACUUUCAGGUUUCAUUUUGAAUUACUUUUACAAAAGUCUGCAGCAGCGAACUAAACGCAAUCCAAAUGCCUGCUUGUGAAUUAAUCUUGCAUUUCAAAUAAUAAUAAAAAACAAAAGAAUCUUUCUAA
Pimephales promelas (fathead minnow) is the source of this 2087-nucleotide messenger RNA. It is a transcript of the gene hsd17b12b, whose product is annotated as hydroxysteroid (17-beta) dehydrogenase 12b. Gene Ontology annotation, molecular function: oxidoreductase activity. The record is from RefSeq and is a predicted model, not a curated record. NCBI's taxonomy places the organism in Eukaryota, Metazoa, Chordata, Actinopteri, Cypriniformes, Leuciscidae. Gene Ontology annotation, cellular component: endoplasmic reticulum.